AAAUGAUGUAUUAUUAGCCUCAAAAGAAAACGCCAGUCCACUCUGGACAGUCCUCUCAGUUGAAAGUGGCCUAAAAACUCCCUGCUGACUUUGGACAGUCCUCCCAGUUGAAAGUGGCCUAAACACUCCCUGCUGACUUUGGACAGUCCUCUCAGUCGAAAGUGGCCUAAACCCCACCUGCCGACCUUUCCCAGUCCACGUCGGACGGUCCUCUCAUUAGAAGGUGGCCCGGAAAACCCGUAACACCGCCCCGAGUCCACGUCGGACGGUCCUCUCAGUUGAAGGUGGCCCGGACACCGCCCCCCCCCCAGUCCACGUCGGACGGUCCUCUCAGUUGAAAGUGGCCUAAACCCCCCUGCCGAUUGGACGGCCGCUCCCAGCUCACUUUGGACAGUCCAUCUCAGAUGAAAGUGUCCUCCGAAAGAGUAUAAAAGAGCCCUGCACGGGUCAGUCUUUACAGCAAGAACUCGACAUGGCGAUUGAAGACUGCCCGAUCUGCUUCAGACCCUACCACCAGCUGAGCCAGCACCUGACCAACACCCACCUUGUGAAGAACAAGGAGGAGAGGAAACUGCUGCUGGCCCUUUCUUCCGGGAGGGUGGACGUCCGGAAGGGCACUUGCCCGGUGCCCGCCUGCGGCAAGACCACCGCCCGGAUGGACCGCCACCUGAAGUGCCACAGCGAGCUAACUCCCUCGACUCGGAAGAAGACGUUGGCUUCAAUCAAGCGGAGGAAAAUCCUGGAGGACCUGGCCAACCUGAGGGCGAGUAACCCUGAAGUGCCGCUGGCCUCGACUCUGGAUCAGGAGGACGUCUCGGGGCCUGUGGAGGAGGAGGAGGUGGCGGACGCCCCUGCUCCACCCUGCGCCAACCCAGCCUGCCUGUGCGUCAGGGACCAGUUGGCGGACAUGCACCUCCAGGUGGAAACCCUGAGCAAGGCGCUACAGGAGGUCACCCGCCGCUACAAGCGACUGAGGAGGAGGUCGAGGUCAACCCCCUCUUCCCAGGUAGCGAGGGUGACGGGGAGGCUCCUGUCCGCUCUCUGGUCCCCCGGGAAGGGAGACGGCGGCGGGGACGACGAGGAGGAAGGAGAGGCCGGGCCUUCGGAGGAGCCGGACGACGGGGUCCCCCAGCCUCUCUCCCCUGCCCAGCCGUCUCCGCAGCAGGAGAGGCAUCCCUUCCCCGACCACGUGCCAGCUCUGAACGUCCUGCUGGAGGAAUUCCGCGGACAUCAACAGGGCGCCGACCCCACUCCCAGGCUGGUUCACAACGUGGGGUCGAAGAUCUUCCGCAUCAGGAAUUUCAUAGGAUUCAUGGCAGCGGGGCACACCGACCUGGCCAGCUUUGGGUUCCUCAACCAGACGGCGAGGAUGCGAUCUUGGCACCAGUCCCUCAACCAGGCCAAGAUCGCGGAGCCAACCAUCCAGAUGUACCUUAAGAACGUGUCGCAGUUCUUGCUGUACAUCUCCGAGACCCCGCCGCCCACCUGCCGCCUCUCCUGCACCGUCAUGGUCGGCCUGAACCGAGAGAUCAAGAGCCUGAUCCGCUCGGUUUGGCGGAGAGUGGUGGUCCACGAGGUGGGGGUCAAUCAGGCCAAGGAGGGCCACUUGAUCCCCAAGGCCGCUCUCCGCCAGUGCGUUGCCUCCGCCAGGGCCGCCAUUGCUGAAAUCCUUGCCUGUCUGAAGGUGACCCUUGACAGGAAGGACCAGUGGUCAUUUUAUGGGCACCUCACCGCUUACCUGGCCUGCAUCUACGGGCAUCGCAGUGGGGUGUUUCAGAACAUGACCAUUGCGGAGGUGGAGGCAGCGCGCCAGGCCACCAUGGACGGGUGCUAUGUGAUUAAUAUUUCAACCCACAAGACGAACCAGGCCUUCGGGGCCGCUCAGAUGGCAGUGACGGAGACCGAAUAUCAGUGGAUGGCGGAGUUCCUGGCCAUGAGGGAGGAGCUAGUGGGCGGUGGCGACGCCCAUUAUUUCUUUUUCACCUCCAAGCCCAGCCCCUGCAAGAACCUGAACCAAUAUUUUCAGGAGGCAUGGGCUGGGCUUGAACUGCCGGGAACUCCGACAUUCACAGAUGUCAGGACCUCCAUCGCAACCCACGCCAAGAACACCAUCAGCCCCGGGGACCGGCACAAAGUGGCACGGUUCAUGUGCCACGACACCUCCACGGCUGACUAGUUCUAUGCAUUGAACUUGGAUGCCAAGCAGGCCCUGGAACAGCGGGCGUUGUUCCAGGCAGCCAU
Messenger RNA from Pimephales promelas (fathead minnow), 2241 nucleotides. The record is from RefSeq and is a predicted model, not a curated record. NCBI's taxonomy places the organism in Eukaryota, Metazoa, Chordata, Actinopteri, Cypriniformes, Leuciscidae.